This is a messenger RNA of Nicotiana attenuata, 1752 nucleotides long. RefSeq lists its product as uncharacterized. The coding region runs from base 1 to 1752 and encodes 583 amino acids. The record is from RefSeq and is a predicted model, not a curated record. Gene Ontology annotation, molecular function: zinc ion binding; nucleic acid binding. The transcript is spliced from 3 exons. Gene Ontology annotation, biological process: DNA integration. Lineage: Eukaryota; Viridiplantae; Streptophyta; Magnoliopsida; Solanales; Solanaceae.
AUGUUAUUAGGAAAAAGUGCAGAUUUUAGAGGUAAAAGGCCAGGAAUCAUUUGUGAGCAUUGUGGCUACAAAGGUCAUCUUAAGGAGAAUUGUUUUAAGAUAAUUGGCUAUCCAGCAGAUUUCAGGAGCAAGAGAAAAAACCAGACUGGAGGAGGAAAGGUCUAUACCAACAGUGUGAAUGUGAACAAUGAGGAAAAUAAGGUAGCAGCUGUUCAGGCGCAAGGGAAUGGACAAUUCUUCACUGAGGAACAGUACAAGCAGCUUGUUCAACUUUUGUCAAAGCCAGCAACACCCGAAUGCUCUACUAACAUGACAGAUACAGGAGCAACUCAUCAUGUCACAUACACUAAGGAUAUUCCGAGUAAUAUGAGAAGAACUUAUGAUCAAGGAAGGAGUGAAGUGCAAUUGCCCACAGGAAAUAAGGCACAAAUAACUCACACUGGGGAAGCAUCUAUACUGGGAAAUAAGACAGUUAAAAAUGUCUUAUAUGUACCAUAUUUUAAAUUCAACUUGUUGUCUAUGUCAAAGCUCACCAAAGAUCUCAGUUGCACAGCCACAUUCUUUCCUGACUUCCGUAUGUUUCAGGAUCUUUACAGUGGCAGGGUGAUGGGGAUUGGUAGAGAACACAAUGGAUUAUACUUGCUGAAGGAGAACAUAACAGUAGUUGUAGCAGGUUUCUUGGUGAAUAAAGGGGCUGAAAGUAAACUCUGGCACCUGAGAUUAGGCCAUGCAUCUCUGAAGUCAAUGCAGCAUAUUCUAGAAUUGAGGAAUAAAGUGGACAUGCAGCUUGGGGUUAAUGUGAAAGUGUUGAGGUCUGAUAAUGGUAGUGAAUUUUUUAAUUCUCAAUGCAAUGAGUUGCUAGCAUCUCUGGGAAUUAUACAUCAGAGUAGUUGUCCAUAUACACCCCAACAGAAUGGCACAGUGGAGAGGAAACACAAACAUAUCCUAGAAGUUGUAAGGGCACUAAUGUUUCAAAGCUCGGUGCCAAUGAGAUUCUGGGGUGAUUGUGUGAGGACAGCAGCAUAUUUUAUUAAUAAACUAACCACAAGAGUGUUGCAAAGGAAAUGUUCAUAUGAAAUGCUGCAUAACAAACCAACAAAGAUAGAGCACCUAAGGGUGUUUGGUUGUUUGUGUUUUGCAAGCAACUUACCAGGUGGUGACAAAUUCAGUCCAAGAGCAAGAAAGUCAGUUCUUAUAGGAUACUCUAAGACACAGAAGGGGUACAGAUUGUUUGACUUGAAUGCUAGAAAAGUGUUCAUCAGUAGAGAUGUGUCAUUCAGGGAACAAGUGUUUCCUUUCAAGGAAGGAACUCAAAUCACUGAAGAUUUAUUUCCAUGUGAGCCUCUCAUACCAAAUGAUUCUUUACCUGAACACUCACUUCAGACCAUCACUGAGGAAUCAAACUCCUCCGGAGCACAUGGUCAAGUUGAAGCAGCCCAGGCACCAGUCAUGGAACCAACAGCUGCAGCAGACACUCAGACUCUGGAUUCAAUUGAAGAUGCAGUAGAUUCAGUUGACACUAUUGAUCCCACGGAGACCAUUGAUGUGCAGUCAGACACAUAUCCACUUCCAGGCCAGUCACUUACUGAACGUGUGGCUUCUGAAACAACUGAUGUCAGAAAAUCUAGCGGGACUACAAGGCCCUCCAUGCGGCUGAAAGAUUAUGUUACAAGCUCAAACACUCAAAAACAUCCUCAUUGCAUUUCCAACAAUGUCUCAUAUUGUCAUUUGUUAACACAUUAUCAAGCUUAA